CACACACACACUCAGGUAUGAUGGUGGCUAGGCCAUAGAUCAGGUUGGACAGGAUUUCUUAAGGGCUUUUACUAUAGUUUCAAUCUUUCUCUCUCUUUGUGCUUUUUUUUUGUUCUAUUUUUGUGCUUCCUGUUUAAAUGUCGAUCAGUCUUGCGGCAAAACACGGACUUCGUUUGUGAGCAGGGAUGAACUGGUCAGGACUGGAGGCCCUUCUUAGCGGGGUCAAUAAAUAUUCGACAGUGUUUGGUCGAGUCUGGCUGUCCGUGGUGUUUGUGUUUCGUGUUCUGGUGUUUGUGGUGGCAGCUCAACGCGUUUGGGGCGACGAGAGCAAAGACUUUGUUUGCAACACCAGGCAGCCCGGCUGCACCAACGUCUGCUACGACAGCACGUUCCCCAUCUCUCACAUCCGUCUGUGGGCCUUGCAGCUCAUCUUUGUCACAUGUCCGUCCCUUUUGGUCGUAGCCCACGUCAAAUACAGAGAGGAAAAAGACAAGAAGUACACGGCCGUCCACGAGGGCACACAUUUAUACGCCAACCCUGGGAAAAAGCGUGGGGGUCUCUGGUGGACCUACCUGUUAAGCUUGAUCUUUAAAGCCACAGCUGAUGCUGCCUUUCUCUAUAUUCUUCAUCACAUGUAUAAAGGAUAUGACCUCCCUCGCCUUACCAAGUGUUCGCUGGAGCCUUGUCCGAAUACAGUGGAUUGUUUCAUCGCCCGUCCCACGGAGAAGAAAAUCUUCACACUCUUCAUGGUGACCUCCUCUGCGCUCUGCAUCUUCAUGUGUAUCUGCGAAAUGGUUUAUCUCAUCGGAAAGCGCCUAAUAAAAUACUUCAUGAUGCAGGAAGCACCACCGCGACGAUCUAAAAGACCAGACCCGACUCUUACCAGCAGCCAAAACUUGAGUUUACACAAAUUAAAAGACCCCUCAAUGGACAAAACUGCUCUUUAGGGACAGCAGUGUGUCACCAGACCUUUAACAACCUCAGUGAGUUCGGGAUACGGGAUAAAAAGCUCUUUCUGCUUCAUCCAAAAUAGCAAAUACAAAUAAUGGAAACAAAUGCAAAUAAAUAAAUAAAAAUAAAUGAGUUUUUAUUUUACUAUAAUAACUAUGCAUUUACUACAGACUUAGUGUUACUUUAAACAGUAAUAAAUAUAUAUAUAUAUUUUUUAUAAAAUAUAUUUGUUUUUAUUAUCAUGCCUAAGGGAUGGUAGCCAGGUAUAUUAUAUGUUUUUUAGAAUUGAAAUGCACUUUAGAAUGAGCUUUAAAAGGAAAGGUUGACUGUGACUGCUUUGCAAUCAGUGUCAACCAGCUUUCAUGCAAAUAUGGUAUCGACCUCAAAAUUUACAUGUCUCCAACAGGGCCAUGCAUUUUAAAGUUUUGAUUUUUUAGGAUGUCUUUUUGUGUUUGUAUUCAGUAUACAUAGAACAACAAUUAAAAAUUAAUCUAGGUGUAAACGAGGCCUUAGCUUUAUUGGUUUUAUGAAAUCGACAGAGGAUGUGAAAGGAUAUGAUUUUGAUAAAAGCAUCAGUCACCUAUAAAUAAGAAAUCUAUCAUUAUUUACUUAUCCUAAUGUUUUUCAAGGAGAUAUCAAUAAUGUACAAGCUUCUCUUUGUCUUUGUCAGAAUUUAAAUGGUGCCUUUCUUUUGAUCACAGAACUCUAUCAUAUGGCUUCAGAAGACUUGACCACUUUUAUGAUGCUUUUUGUUAAUUUAUGUGGUAAAUGCAGCUCUGAUGAAUAAAGAAUGUCUUUGAGUAAAU
Molecule: messenger RNA, 1757 nt
Organism: Carassius auratus (goldfish)
Lineage: Eukaryota; Metazoa; Chordata; Actinopteri; Cypriniformes; Cyprinidae
Product: gap junction beta-4 protein-like
Exons: 2
Coding region: 186-947 (253 amino acids)
Biological process (GO): cell-cell signaling
Cellular component (GO): connexin complex
Molecular function (GO): gap junction channel activity
Source: RefSeq, a predicted model, not a curated record